AUGACCAAGUCCACAUUAGACAAUGGCGACGUCUACUAUCACGUAGAAACCCCUCGGUCCGCUCCAAAGCACAAGCUUUUUACGCACAGCAGAUUUACCAGCUUUGAAAUUUCGAAAAAGUUCUGUUCAUUCAAACUUUCAAAGUUCAAAUUCCUGCAAUUGUAUCGCUUUGCAUCAUCACUGGACAAAUUUCUUCUGGUUAUCGGGAUUAUCACUGUGGGGAUCAAUGGUGCGCUUUUACCACUGAUGGCUAUCGUUUUUGGAAAUGUACUCACUGGAUUUAGCCACAUUCCUGUGAAAAUGGAUACAGUGAAUCAGGCAGCGCUAGACUAUCUUCUUAUUGCAAUUGGCAUGUUCUUUACAGACUAUCUGAGCUAUUUAACUUUCUAUUACACUGCCGAGAGGCAAAUGAAGGCUCUGCGAGGUGAAGCAUUCAAGCGGAUGCUAUAUCUAGAUAUAACUUGGUACGACAAAAAUGACGCUCUUCGACUCACCAGUCGUUUGACCGGAGAUACUAUCAAGAUCAAGGAUGGAAUGGGGCAGAAACUGGGCGAUUCAAUUCGGUUCAUUGUUCAAUUUGGUGUGGGUUUUCUCGUUGGAUUCUAUAGGGGAUGGGAUAUCACCCUAGUCAUGGCUUGUGUCGUGCCUUUUAUGGCUUUGUCGCUCGGUUGGUUAGUCCAGACAUUGCGGGUUAAGUCAGGAUGGGCACAAAAGGUUUAUGCAGAAGCAGGUUCAGUAGCUGAGGAGACGCUAGGGUCGAUUCGGACGGUAGCUUCACUUAAUGGUGAGCAAAAAGCUAUCAAAAAGUUCGAGGACAAAGUGUUACGAGCUCAAAGAAAGAAUAUUGCACUACAUAAAAUGUCGUCAAUGAUGAUCUCCUUAUUCGUUGGAAGCGUUUGGGUUAUGUACGCUGUUGGAUUGUGGUAUGGUGGCUGGAAAGUAUCGAAAGGCGACACGACACCAGGGGAUGUCUUUGCUGUUUUUUUCGGUGUCAUGAUGGGAACGAGCGCUUUGGCACAGAUUUCGCCCAACUUGACAGCUGUAUCGACGGCUGUCGGUGCGGCCGAAGAAUUGUUUGCCAUUCUGGACACGACAAGUGCAAUUGAUGCGGAAAAGGAAGACAACGGUAUUAUUCCGGAAGGUUGCGAGGGUAGAAUUGAGGCAAAAAACGUCAACUUUACCUACCCAAGUCGUCCUGAUGCACAGAUUCUGCGCGAUUACAAUCUCACAAUCGAAUCUGGUCAAAUGGUAGCAUUUGUGGGUGCCAGUGGAGGAGGCAAGAGUACGUUGACUGCCUUGAUCGAGAGAUUCUAUGAUCCCAUUAGUGGCUCGAUCUACCUCGAUGGUCGAGAUAUCAAGACUCUGAAUGUAAGAUGGCUACGCUCGCAGAUUAGUUUGGUCUCACAAGAGCCAAUACUAUUUGCAACAACAAUAUUUGACAACAUUACUAUAGGAAGCGACAAUGUGACUUUAAAUGAAGCAAUGGAGGCAUGUAAGCAGUCAAAUGCCCACAACUUCAUCAUGUCUUUGCCAGACCAGUACAAUACGUUUGUAGGAGAAAAGGGGGUAUCGCUUUCUGGGGGUCAAAAACAACGCAUUGCGAUUGCUCGUGCCAUCGUACGAAAGCCGAGAAUUUUGAUCCUUGAUGAAGCUACCAGUGCUUUGGAUAAUGCAAGCGAGAAAGUCGUUCAAAUGGCAUUAAAUGAUUUAAUUGCCACUACGAACAUGACGACGUUGAUCAUUGCCCAUCGACUAAGUACAAUUCGAUGUGCCAACAAGAUUGUGGUUUUGAACGAGGGCUGCAUUGUUGAAAGCGGUACUCACGAUCAACUAUUACAGAUUGAGCACGGCGUGUAUCAGAAGAUGUACCAUCUUCAGAAGUUGCGUUUACUUGGAGAAGAACAAGAAGUAUUGAAUAGUGAAGCAGGAACCAUUGGGAAGCUACCUCGAACAUUGAGUGGUGUUUCAGCCAAUACGGAUAUUUUGAAGGAUGGUAUUGAGAAGAAUAUUGUUAACAAAACGCCGUUUACUUUAAUGGAUAUUGCUCGGCUUUGUACGUUUGAAACGAAGUACUUUACACUUGGAACGAUUGGAGCAUGUGUCGGUGGUUUCGCAAUGCCAAUAUCUGCGCUGCUGGUGACGGGUAUGAUGACGUCUUUAAAGAACAAAUACACACUGUACCAGGACACCGGUGAUGAAGUCAAUCUCAGCAAGUUAAGUCAAGAAGUAAAGGUCUACAGCAUGUUCUACCUCAUAGGUGCAAUUGUGGUCAUCAUCUUUAAGUUUAUGCAAACGUACUGUUUCAAGCUCAUUGGGGAAUAUACGUCUACGCGGCUUCGCCUCACAAAUUUUGAAAGUCUUUGCCGUCAAAAUAUUGGUUUCUUUGACGAAAAGAAAAAUGCAGUAGGUGCGUUAACUGCUGGCCUUGCGAUAAAUGCCACCAAGGUGGCUAUGUUGUGCGGUGAAUCGCAAGCCCGUGUUUUUCAAGCUAUCUUUACAUUGGUUGCUGUUUUGGUGAUUUCAUUCAGCUUUGGCAGCUGGUUGUUGUCUUUGAUCAUGCUGGUUGUUCUUCCACUCUUGCUUUUCGGGCACACGAUACGCAUGAAGCGAACGAUAAGUGGUAGUCUACUCUCCGAUGACUUAUCUCUUGCUAGUGCCCAUGCAUCUGAAGCUCUCAGCAAUAUUCGUACAGUUGCUUCUCUUGGUAUUGAAAGGAAGUGUUGUCAAAUUUUCAACACAUUAUUGGAAGACCCGCUACGAAAGGGUAGCAUAGAGGCACAUAUUAAUGGUGCAUCACUUGGCUUUAGCUCAUCUAUUAUGAUGGCGACAUACUCGCUAGUCUUUUGGGUUGGCGCGAAGAUGGUCGACAAUGGUUCAAUUACUUUUACUGAAAUGAUGCGUACUUUAAUGUCCUUUAUGAUGUCAAUUCAAGUUGUCAGUGGCGCUUCGACAUUUAUGAACGACUUACCUAAAGCAUUGGCGGCAGGAUCGACAAUUUUCUCAAUUCGUGAUCGUACCGCUCCAAUUGAUUCGUUUAGUCCUGAUGGACUUCAAUUAGCAAAAGUCAAAGGUCAACUGGAGCUUAAAGACAUUUCCUUCCGGUACCCGAAUCGUCCGGAGAUCAGCGUACUCAGACAUUGCAGUGUCACUAUUAAGCCUGGUCAGACUGUAGCGUUCUGUGGACUCAGUGGUAGUGGCAAAAGUACCAUCGUUUCUAUUAUCGAGCGCUUCUAUGACCCUGUAAUGGGUGAAGUCCUGCUAGACGGCCACAACAUCAAGUCUUUAAAUUUGCAAUGGCUACGCAAUCAGAUUGGUCUGGUUGGUCAAGAGCCGACACUUUUCAAUGGGUCCAUUGCUGACAAUAUUGCUUAUGGCUUAGCAAAGCAGCCGUGUCAGCAGGAGAUAGAGGAAGCUGCCAAGAUGGCCAACGCCCAUGAUUUUAUCAGGCAAUUUCCAGAUGGUUACAACACUCAAGUGGGCAUGAAGGGGGAGCAGCUCUCGGGUGGUCAAAAGCAGCGCAUUGCUAUUGCUCGAGCUGUUCUUAGAAAUCCAAGCAUUCUGGUGCUGGAUGAAGCUACAAGUGCGUUGGAUUCGGAAAGUGAAAAGGUGGUACAGGAAGCUCUGGAUAAAGUGGUGGCGCAAACUCAUCGAACAACUAUUGUUAUUGCUCAUCGGCUGUUUACAAUACGCCAUGCUGACAUGAUUUGUGUCAUGAGUAGCGGCAGAAUCGCGGAGAAAGGUACACAUCACGAGUUGAUGCAAAUAAAUGGUAUCUACACUAGCCUCGUGAUGUCAUCAUCCAUGUAG
Plasmopara halstedii is the source of this 3807-nucleotide messenger RNA. Its product is annotated as multidrug resistance protein abc superfamily. Gene Ontology annotation, cellular component: membrane. The transcript has a single exon. Gene Ontology annotation, molecular function: ABC-type transporter activity; ATP hydrolysis activity; ATP binding. Gene Ontology annotation, biological process: transmembrane transport. NCBI's taxonomy places the organism in Eukaryota, Oomycota, Peronosporomycetes, Peronosporales, Peronosporaceae. Bases 1 to 3807 code for a protein of 1268 amino acids. The record is from RefSeq and is a predicted model, not a curated record.